AUGAGAGCCACCAGAUAUCUACUAAACGCAGCUCAAAAACAAAAACCAGGUCUCGGAAUUCCGGUCGAAUUGACGCCUCUUUUCCUAGCUAUGGGCGUGGCCAUGGGCUCUGCGUGCUGGUUUUCCUACAAGAAGUUUAGAUUCGACACCAGUUUGAGAGUUGGCAGAACCAACCCUGACAGAUCGGGCCUACAGAAAGUGUUGGAAGAAAACAAAAACUAA
Messenger RNA from Lachancea dasiensis, 222 nucleotides. Lineage: Eukaryota; Fungi; Ascomycota; Saccharomycetes; Saccharomycetales; Saccharomycetaceae. The record is from the annotation of a GenBank genome assembly.